AAUAAAAUGACUCAGUGAUGACGAUCCGUGAGUUUUUCCGCCAUAAAAUUGCACUCAUUUUGCUGCAUUACAUUCAAUUAGCACAGAACAAAUAGGAGUUAUUAACAAAUGCAUUGUUUAGUGAUAUAGCUCUACAUCAGAGUGGAUGGAGCACUGAGCAGCAGUGAUUUGAGCCGAGAUCUGUCCGCGGUGCUGAAACAAGAAUCCAGUCUGUCAAAUCGAUGAUGAACAGAUCAGUUUUCAGGUCCAGUCAGAUUGUUCUGUGUGAAAGAAGUGACACCGGUGCCAGAAGGCUCACAUGCAAGAGUGCUAUUUUUUUGUUGUUUGUUUAGUUUAUUGAUUUCUUUUUCAGUGUGAUGUUGGAUAGAAAUACGGGAGUUAAGAGUGGGAUCUCAGACCACCAGCUCUCCCGCUCUAGUUGUCACAGUCGAUGAGUUUUUACAGCAAGACACUGGCACCUAACCCAUCACCAGUCUCUCGGGAUAAGCGCGUCAGCUAAAAGCGUUAAAUGUAAAUGCGAAAGCCUCAGUGAAGACUCAGAAGAAGGGAUUAAAAUCCGCCACGCUGGGAUGUUAAAACUGCAUUAGACCUGAAUCCUCAUCGCCAGCUGCACAUCGCCCGUGGCCGGAUCAGAAUUUCAUGAAAAACUGCACAGAUGCACCCUCCUCCUCCCCAACCCCAUCAGUCCUCUUUAUGUCGAUCGGCUGAAAUUGUCAUUUUCCUUUAAGAUGAUGUAAGACAUUAGCCUACUUCACGGGACGAUUUUUCUUCUCUCUCUCUCUCUCUCUCUUGCACAGCUUGGAGCAACAUUAUCUCAAACCUUCUGCCGAUCCAGCCGUUUCCGCACUCAGCAGUUUGGAGAGAUGGAUGCGCACAGGAGGACCGCUUCCAUCCUCCUCUCUGAGAGCCGCCUCGGAGCAUGUUUCAGCAUCCCAGCAGUCGGGAGCGACGCUCAGUAGCGGGAUGAUGAGAUGCUGGCACAUUUUUUAGUUUAUCUCGGACUUCUGUGGCUGAACUAGGAGCCGGGCGCAACGGGGUGAAUCUUCCCACAGAAAACUUGUGUAGAAAUGCUUUUACUUUGUUUAAUGGUGGACGGGAUUUCAAAGUGAAGUGAGGAUUUUAUUUCUUUGAAGUCCCACUGACGACCCAUCGCAGUGAUGUGUGUAACAUAAUGCUGGUUAUGAUAAUCGAUUCCGUGCAAAAAAGGAUGCACCGUGGCCAGGCACAUUUACGCAUGGGGUUAAAGGAUAUACUGUAGACGCACCUUGGGAUUUGUUUUGUCAUGAGACACUGGAUGGGAGGACUGCAGCUUGAAUCAAGCCUGUGCUUUGGGUCUGAGUGCAUCAGCACCAUGCAGCUACACCCCACACCCUGAACUUCUUUGCGCUCCGUGAUCGAGACUCGGAUUUCAUCCAAGAUCUGAAGAAAAAAUAAAAACGAUGGCAUUGAGCGAAAACUGCAAAACGCAACCUGCAAAAGAACAAGGCUCAGUACAAAACCCUCCAUCGGAUGUUCUUGAGCUAAACGUGGGUGGGCAGGUGUAUUACACUCGUCUUGCCACCUUGACAAGCUUCCCAAAUUCCUUACUUGGGAAGCUGUUCUCUAACAAGAAGGGGUCUUCGAAUGACUUGUCCCGGGACUUCAGAGGACGCUAUUUUAUUGACAGAGAUGGCUUUCUGUUUCGGUAUGUAUUGGAUUACCUUAGAGACAAGCAAGUUGUCCUCCCUGAUCACUUUCCCGAGAGGGGAAGGUUGAAAAGAGAGGCGGAAUACUUCCAGCUGCCAGAUUUGGCCAAACUUUUGUCCUCCGAGGAGUCAAAACUCUUCCCAGACGACUUGUACUACAGUGAUUUCGACGACGUAUCUCAAGGCAGCGACCAGAGGUUUUAUCCCUCUCACUCCUUUGACAGGGGUUACGGCUACAUCACGGUCGCUUUCAAAGGCGUUUGCGCCGCGAGAGGCAGAGAAAGUCAAACUGAUUCCAAGGCCAAAAAGUUACCUAGAAUCUUCAUCAGCAGCAGAAUUAGUUUGGCGAAGGAGGUUUUUGGAGACGCCCUGAAUGAGAACAGGGACAUGGACAGACCAUCGGACCGGUACACUUGCAGGUUUUACCUCAAGUUCAGGCACCUGGAGAGAGCUUUUGACAUGCUGUCAGAGAGCGGCUUUCACAUUGUAGCCUGCAACUCGUCCCUGACUGCGUCCUCCAUCGGUCAUUACGCGGAUGACAGGGUCUGGUCCAAUUACGCACAGUACAUCUUCUACCGUGGGCCUUCUCGGUGGUCGUCCUCUCACUGCGACUGCUGCUGCAAGAGCCACAAAAGUGAGCGCGAGGGAGAGAGCGGCACUUCCUUCAACGACCUCUCCACUUCCUGCUCCGAGACCCACUCGGAGGCCAGCUCCCCUCAUGGGACGGUGAUCUGUGGCCCCGUGAGCCGACAGUCCAAGAUCCAGACGCUGGACCGGCCCAUGCCCAAAGGACCGGUUCACAUGCUGCAGCAGGCAGAGAUGCGCCGCAAAACUGACAUGCUCCGCGUGAGAACCUUCGGCGUCCGGGACCGAGAGGCCGCAAAGAGGAAAGGGAACAAGGAGAAGAUGACUCCAGAGCAGGAGCUGGAGAAAUGCAUCCAGGACUUCCGGCGCAUUAGGAUUCCCGAUCACUUUCCAGAGAGGAAGUACAUGUGGCAAUCGGAGCUUCUGAGAAAGUACCGUCUCUAAAUACGAAGAAGAAGAGACACAAAAGGACGAGAGACAGACGGUACUGCAGUAUCAAGCCACCACCAAGGAAGAGUAUUAAACUGCAUAGGCAAUACACUGCACCCUAAGACACACACUGUACUAGAAUAUAGAAAAUAAGUAUGGCCACUUUUCUGCCAGGAUGACUAGUGAAGCACACACAGUAAAAGGCAGUGUGAGUCAUUGACUUGUAAAGUGUAUGCACAGUGUUGUGUGUCAUAUGCACAUGUGUAAAUCAGGUUACUCCUGUCGGGGCUUACGUCACACUCCCCCCGUUCUCGCCUCAGAGAACUCGAGACACGGGAAAAGGCUACAACAUAACUAACAACAACAUAGCAACCUCAGGGGCAACAUCAUUUCAGUUCAUCGACCAAUCACAUACUGUACGUGCAAUUGCCCACAAUAGCUGUUUUUUAAACGGAUGUACCCAGAAGGUACUGUGAGAUAGCAAAGAAUUAUCACUAUACUUCACUGAUAACACGUAUACUUAUAGUACGCUUCGAUAACGGCACUGCAUGUCAUUUCACCCUUAGCAUACUUAUGCAAUAUCAAACAAAGUUUUGACUCACCGUUUCGUGUGAUGGGUAAAAAUGAUGCAUCAUGACUGAGACUGACGAGGAAAGCACUGCCUAGAUCUGUUUGCCAUUGUGAAACUUUUUGUCUAAUGUUGUCAUUAUGUGUUGGAUAGAUGAUGUUGUGUAGGUAGAGUAUAUAAUGACAAUGGAUAUUGAUCUAAUCCUUGAUUGUAAGUGUGCAAAAAAAGUCAAUAAAUGGGUUAGAAUUCUA
Messenger RNA from Acanthochromis polyacanthus (spiny chromis), 3518 nucleotides. Its product is annotated as BTB/POZ domain-containing protein KCTD16-like. The transcript is spliced from 2 exons. The coding region runs from base 1440 to 2714 and encodes 424 amino acids. Gene Ontology annotation, cellular component: postsynaptic membrane; presynaptic membrane. Gene Ontology annotation, molecular function: protein binding. NCBI's taxonomy places the organism in Eukaryota, Metazoa, Chordata, Actinopteri, Pomacentridae. Gene Ontology annotation, biological process: regulation of G protein-coupled receptor signaling pathway; protein homooligomerization. The record is from RefSeq and is a predicted model, not a curated record.